Molecule: messenger RNA, 2928 nt
Organism: Odobenus rosmarus divergens (Pacific walrus)
Lineage: Eukaryota; Metazoa; Chordata; Mammalia; Carnivora; Odobenidae
Gene: EFCAB13
Product: EF-hand calcium binding domain 13
Exons: 22
Source: RefSeq, a predicted model, not a curated record
AUGGAAACUAAAGUACCUUUAUUCUGCCAGGCAGAAGAAAAUACCAAUUUAUCACAUAAUGGCUGUAAUUCAUUUGGAGCCAACUUGCCAUCAAGACAUAUUGACAACAAGAAAGAUGUCAAGUUUUCUAAAACAACGCAGAAGAGAAUGUCACAUGAAAUUAGGGGUUUGAGACUAGAACACAAAAAAAGUAAGAAUGAAACAACAAUAUUCCUAUGUGGAGAAGAAAAAUCCUCUAAUUUUUCAGGAGAAAAAAAGCUCAAGAGAAAGAAAAGUUUACAAGGACAAUUGCAUACUAAAAGAACUGAGAUUGCCUCUUCCUCAGUGAAGCUGUCAAAGGAAAAGAUGACUAGGGAAGAAAACUCUUUAUUCAAGUUGCCGAAUCAGUACAGUGUUCAUAAGACUUUAUCACCCUUUUGUACAUCUUCCUCAAUUAUUCGGAAAAGGGAAAUGAUUUCUAGCCUCUACAAGACAUUAUAUAACGAAGUACCUCAAGGAGACUUACACUCACAAGAAUUAAGUGAUAUUCAGAAGGCCUGUAAAAUUUUCAGCAAAAUUCAAAGUGGUAAGAUUUAUGUGAAUGAUCUGCCAAUGAUCCAUCAUACCUUGAAGAUUUUUAUAAGUGAUUCAGAAAUGCAAAAGGCACUAAAGACUAUUGAUAUUGAUGCAUUCCAAAAUGCCUUGAAGAUUUUCUCUAGGAUAAAAGGUGGUCGAGUUGCAACUGAUGAACUGGCUGCUGUUUUGGAUAGCAUGGAUAUCCCUGUAAUCCCUGAAACUUUUCAGGAAGUGAUAAAAUAUGCUAGUAUAGACAGUAACCACAGGGUGGAUAUUAGAGAUAUUAUAUUUACUUUGGAUGAACUACAGCACCAGUAUGAGGAUUUUUCAAUUAUGGAAUGGUCAGCCUUGGAUGAAUCUCCUUCUAAUAGAAAGUUAUCAAAUAUAUCAGAAUGCUAUCUACAAUAUAGGAAGAAAAGCACUUUAUCUUCCAGACUGUUUGAACCAUCGUUAUUCCCAAAGUUAAAUAGAAAAAACCUCCAACAUCAUAAAAUUAUGCAGGACAAUGAUCACUUUGAAUUUAAAAGAUCAAAAAAUCCUUUGCAAAUAAAAAAAUUCCUAAAUGGGGUUGAUAGCAGUAAUACAGGAUUCCAGGAACCAUAUUCAAAGGAUGGCAUAAACUUUAAGAAAUAUUCAGAGAAGAUUGAAAUUCAUGACUCAAAGUCUAUACCACGUAACUUGAAGAGUAUUACAAGCCUCAAAAAGUCUCUGGAUAAAAGUGAUACUUUUAGUAUCCCCAAACUUCAGAAGCCAACUCUGAGAAGGCAUUCCAGCCCCCUAAAACAGGUUUCAUUAAAGGAAAAAGCUACAACGAAUGCUCUGGAAAACAUCUGUGAAGCAAUCAGUAAACUCCAAGAAAAUUACAUCGCUGCAGAAGAACUUAAGUCCAUUUUGCCUUCAAUAGGAAUUACUUUAUCAGACAAAGUGUUCAAGAAGAUUGUGACAGACACUACUCAAAAUGAAAGUGGAAUGGUGAACUUAGAUGACUUUAUGAAUGCUCUCGCCAUAGAGCAAAGUCUUCCUGAAUAUGAUGUGUUGACUGAUGUCAUUAAAGCCAUUGAUAAAAUUAAAGAUGAAAAUAUGGAUUAUGAGGAUCUGAAUACUUGUCUUCAGGAUUUUGGAGUUUACCUUUCUAAGCCAGAAUUUGAGAAGAUCACAGAGUUGACUGAAGCUAAUGAAACAAAAAAGGCGAAUUUUAAAGAAUUCAUUGAUAUAAUGAUGAACAAUACGGAAUGCUUCUCUGAAAAAUUAUCAUUGCCUGAGACUAUUGAAAAUCUCCACAAUCUCAGCAAAGAAAAGAUGAAUGCUUCUCACCUAUGGAACACUCUGUCCAGGAAGAAUAAUAACUUGAAAAAAAAAGAAUUCCUAGGUGCACUGAAAUUAGCAAUAAUUGAUGAAGAUGAUGAAGUACAAAUAGAAGAAGUUGGAAAAGUGGUAAAGGAUAUGCAUUAUGCCUCCAGGUUAAAAGAGUUAUAGGACAUUGUCUUAGCUCUUGAUAUGCUUGAAGGUGACAUGAUACCUGGGAAGAACUUGGAAAGCUUUCUAAGAAAUAUUGGGAUUAAGUCACCCGAAGAAGAGGUAGAGAAAAUUCUUAAAUCAGAUUUUGUUUCUGAUGACAACAUCGUGAAUGUUAAAGACUGUAUGAAGGCUUUGAAGGACAACCAGAAAUUUUCCAAUUUUCUUGAUUUUAGGAAAGAAGCUUUGUCUUCAAAUCUGAGACUACCAAAAGCAGAUGAGAUUAAAGAAGCUGCUUGUAUCUUGUCAAGUGUUGAUAAUGGCAAGAUUGGUAUACCUAACUUGGAACAUGCCCUGGAAAGUUUGAAUGUUAAUUUGACUGAGGAGGACAUCAGUGAAGCCCUUAAAUGUUGUGACAUCAGUGAUAAUAAGGAGGUGAAUUUAAAAGAUUUCUUUGAAAGAAUUAAAGAAAGUCCACAUUUCAAAGAGUCCAUAGCUACACAGCUACUCUUAGCUACUACCCAAAUUCUCCAGAAUGAUCUAAUUGAUGCCUCUGAACUCAAAGCAUUAUUGAUGAACAAUGACUUUUAUGCAGCUAAUGUUUUACUUAAUGAAGUAUUAAGACAUGAACCUGAACCUGAAAAUGGCAUGAUUACCAUUCAAGAAUUUUUAACUAAGUUCUGCAAUACAUUGAGAAUUCCUAAAGUCACAGGUAAGUUUUACUUAAUAUGUAUCCACUGCCUAUAUUGGGAAGGACAGGCAGUGGUUUUCAUGUUAAGACAACACCGGAAUAGAUAGUUAAAACACAGGUAAGUAAGAAACAAUAUAAAGAUAAAACAAUACAAUAUUGGGUUAUAUAAUUUUUGUCCAGAUUAUAUGGCAAAGACUGCUAAGCUUACCCCAAACUCAGAAUCAUAG